Pyricularia oryzae 70-15 is the source of this 3659-nucleotide messenger RNA. RefSeq lists its product as uncharacterized. The transcript has a single exon. Gene Ontology annotation, molecular function: DNA replication origin binding. The record is from RefSeq and is a predicted model, not a curated record. Lineage: Eukaryota; Fungi; Ascomycota; Sordariomycetes; Magnaporthales; Pyriculariaceae. The coding region runs from base 1342 to 3537 and encodes 731 amino acids.
CAUGUAGAAGCACGCUUACAACACUCCGUACAACAUCUGUACAUGAUCGGUUCCAUCUCAAUACUUAAUUAUUCCUCCCCCUAUUAAGCAACGGGAGAUGCUAGUAUAACAACCCUAACCCAGAUGCCAAGCAUCCUUCAACUCCAGUACCACCAAUCCCAUGAGCACCCGAGCCGCCCCUCCUGCAGCAAGGGAGAAAGAGUGAGAGAUGAGGAAAUGGAGACACACAACAGAGAAACCCGGACCAUUCGCAACCCUUGAAUGAGCCAAUCUGAAAGUGCUAUUUUUGGUUCCGUUAUCCGUUCCCUGCAGCAGCCGCAGUUCCCACCCAGAAAGCCGACCCUGAGCCAAGCAAGCUUGGGGUGGCAGCCUAAAGGUACAGACAGACAGCUGUCUGCGGAGAUGAAAGGUCUCGAGCGACUCAUUGGCAUCAUUGCUCGCGCUUUGAUUUCAAUUGUAGAGGCACGCACCACACACAAAAGCUGAAACCCUGAAUCGCGACACGUCCUUCUCCCCGGCAUCCCCGGCAUCCCCGCCAUCAUCAUUGUCCGCCCGGACAUGACCUGGACUGAAUUGAAAACAGAAAGCACAAAAAAAAAACCAUCGACAAGGCCGCCACCAGGGCUGUUCGCGGUAGUACAGUGAGCAACCCGCCCGCCCGCCUGCCUGCCACCCUCAACAGCAAACUCCUCGUAUGUAGCUGGGCUGGGUCGAUUCAAGGCUAGACGAGGUGAUACAGACCGCUAGCCUGUGAACCUUGGUUUUAACCCAAUAAAACCGCAAGUCUUCCGAGCUUGCGGGAGCGAAUAGUGCAAACAUCCCCUCAAUUGAGACAAUCUUUCUUCUUGGGGCCUGGUGUCGUCCCGGGAUCUCCGACAUAAGGCCUCAAACCCGGCGCAUUUGCCCUAAACUGGACCCUGACUGCUGGUACGCGACGCUGGUGGACGUCUAUCGACUUCCUUGUUUGUUGGGAGCCUUCCCCAAACGCUGUCAACCCGUCGGUAGCUUAUACUGGGGGUCUUGGGCGGAUGUCGAUGAAUUGAUUUCCUCCGCCUCAUUAUAUCUGCCAGUCUCCAGGGAUGGACUGCGGGGUCUAUAUCUGUCGAUGCUCAGCCCUCUUGGAAUCGCACGCCAAAUUAUAGUCAUAUACGCGAGCGCGAGUCAUCCCAUUAAACGCCUUAAGCGCCGCAGUCACUCGCACUAACUCCACGCAUCUUUGGACGGCAUUGUUUACCUACCUAUACCCUAUCAAGGGGCUUGAUCACUGACCGCGGCCUCUUGCGUCACCCAAAUACGCACGCCUCGCUUUCUCACGGCGGUACGACUGCCUCAUACAGUGCCAUGCUACAGCGACCAACAAGAACCGCUGUUACCACUGGAGUUCUUCUAUCGCCUACCGCUCCAACACCGCGAGCUAUGGUUACUUCGUCCACUACAGCAGUACGCAGACCGUCUCUUCCUUCCCGGCACGCGAUAACGAAUGAAACCAUCGGCGACGCCUACGUCAGUUUCAUAUUCUACUGUAAUCCGGCAGUGCCGCCCAGUACCGACUCCUCGGCCCUCAAGGAGGCCUUCUGGCUGCCACCCAAGAGUGAAGGCAAGACUUUUAGCACCUUCACUCUGUACGAGCUUAUUGGGAAGCUGAACCAACGAGAUGAAGUCAAGACUUGGGGCGACUUGGCUCUCCGCCUUGGUGUCGAACGUCCCAAGGCCGAGAAGCAACAAAGCGCCCAAAAGAUACAACAGUACGCCGUGCGCCUGAAGCGCUGGAUGAAGUCGAUGCAUGUAGAUGCAUUCUUCAACUACCUCUAUGGCGAGGAAAACGAAUAUUUCACGGACAUACCCCCAGAAGGAACCCCCAUCACUGAUGUUUCACGGGACGGCGUAGCGCCCGAGGAUGACAUGGCUUUGCGCGCCCUUCUCCCCCAUAUAAGGCCCAGAAGGGGCAGAAGGGCACGGGAUGACGACGAGUCAGGAGAGUCGCCCGCAAAGGUAGCAAGGAUUGAGAUGGAUGAUUGCCCGCCGACUGCCGGUCGGACAGACGCUAUACAUGACCCUUGGUCGGCUCUGCCUGGCAGUCUUGGCGGUGACUUGAGGAAUGUGCCAGGAGCUUCCAACCAAGCUUGGACGAUUGAUCCACCUCCACUAUCAGCGCACCCUCGGUCGGCAAUCACACCCUCCACGAAAGCUCAGUUCUGGGCUGAUGAGCCCAAGUCAGCCAUCACACCCAGCCGCACAGGCAGUACCGGUCACAAACGGCAUGGGCCAAAAGUGGUGUCGUCGGCCUGGAAGAGCGGCCAAGGUACGAGCGGCAAGACACGCGGGCGGCCUCCCAACAGUCGUAUGUCAAACAAUGAAGGCGCCUCGGCUUACCCCAUGGAUACACCGAUCUCGGCCGCGCCGAACUGGCCAACAAGUAAUAAUACCACAGAUCUUGGUUGGGGCCGUGGCGAUUUGCCAUCGACACACGACAUGCUACAGUCUAAAUCCUCCCAAACGCCACCCGCACACGAGGCCACUCCGCCAACCCUUCCUGCUCUGAACACGGCUCUUUCGAUUCAGGAUCUGCAGCAACAGCCGUACCCGCAGCCCGACCUGCAGUCGUCUUCCCGGCCACUAGAGAAGCCCAAGGGACUUUCAUUGCAUGUUCCCGAGAGGGUUGGAAAUGAAGUGCGAUUAGCAACACCUCCCCCGCCUACCGUUACGGUCAAUGGACAGUCGCCUGCUCCACCAGUUCAGGGCCCGAAAUUAUCAGGACCCGAAUUUCCACAAGCCCCCAGCGUGCGGCUCACGCCAGAAGUAACGUCAUCCAUACCACCGCCGGACCCCAGCACUACCGAGGACGACAAGCCCAAAGUUUGCUUCAAAGACCCUAGCAAUCGCACCAACAUGGACGAGCUUGAGGGCUUCUUCGCACACGAGAUCAUGACCGGAAUCUGGCGGGACAAGGACGGCAACAGAAUACCUAGCUGUAGCGUGGACGAAGCAUUUGCUAUAGUCCGCAAGGUGAUCCAGAGCCUCCUGGACGCUGCCAUUACGGAGGUUGGGUUCAUGCUCAACGUAUCUGCUCUUGCAGGUGGCAAGGUGCUCAUGACGACCUCAUCACUGCAGAUCACAGUCGUCGAGGAGCGGGAAGAGGAAACUCUUUACAGUUGCAAAUGGCUUUUGCAGCUCGGUGACCUCAAGGGCGAUUUCGAGAUGCAGGAAACGGUAAGACACGAUACGUGGCGGAAGCCGGCAGACCUGAGGCGGAAUGGGGCCUCAGGAGCUGAGGUCUCUGUGCCCAAGGCGUCACGAUCAGAGGACUCCAAGGUGAUGACCGCAUCGGAAAGCCAGGGGACCUCAGGCGGGACUGCUCCAAAGCCAAGAACGAACUCGGGUAGCUCUGCGGAAGUGAGUGGCACUGAAUCCGCCGAUUACUGGAAGGAGAAGUACCGUGAAGUGGCCGAGAUGUAUAAGCGGAAAGACAAGGAGCUAGCCCGAAUGCAAUCAGCAGUAAUGAAGGCCUUGCAGGAUCCACGUGCGGACCGACUAUAAUUUGAGGGAUGGGCUGGUUGUGUAUAUAGAAGAAAAUGAAGGAUAAUGAUCAUAGCAAAAGUUUUUGGAUACCCAAUUUGAGCACACUAAAGGCUGUACCCAGACACAAUUUCAAGAGGUGG